This is a messenger RNA of Tigriopus californicus, 1127 nucleotides long. It is a transcript of the gene Hus1-like, whose product is annotated as checkpoint protein HUS1-like. Gene Ontology annotation, biological process: mitotic DNA replication checkpoint signaling; mitotic intra-S DNA damage checkpoint signaling; double-strand break repair via homologous recombination. The coding region runs from base 63 to 1034 and encodes 323 amino acids. The transcript has 2 exons. Gene Ontology annotation, cellular component: site of double-strand break; checkpoint clamp complex; nucleolus. Lineage: Eukaryota; Metazoa; Arthropoda; Copepoda; Harpacticoida; Harpacticidae. The record is from RefSeq and is a predicted model, not a curated record.
CCACACUGUAGUUUAUCUAUAGUCUGUAUUGGUAAAUCAUUGAGUUUAAAUCUCAUGUUUGUAUGAUUUUAUGGACCAUGAAGUUUCGCGCCCGUUUGACGGAUGGAUUAUCGAUCCGCAAAUUCUACCAACUCAUUCAAACCAUGGCCAAAUUGAGCAAGAACGCGUGCGUGUUUCGCUUAGCUCCCGACCAUUUCUACCUCAUGGCUGUGGGCGGCAUGGCCCCUGGGGGCGAUGUGUGGGUCCAGGGCAAACCCCGGGACCUGUUCCAGGAAUAUCAAAUGGAAGGUGUGACACCCACGGAAAACGAAAUCUACCUCCAAUUGGAACCCGAUGCUCUAGCCAAGAACCUGGUGGCCUUGAAGAAUACGCAUUCAGCGCAAAGCGUCAAACUCAAACUGACCAAGAAACGCGAUUCCCCGUGUUUAUCGUUUGACUUGGAGUUGGCCCCCGGGAAUGUGGCGGCUUCGGGGACGUGUCGACAGGUCACGCACGACUUCCCGGUGGUGCUCAUUCCGCGAUCUCAAUGGACCGAGUUCCAAGAGCCGGCCAUACCGCCUUUUCAGGUCUCUAUAUAUCUACCCGAACUGAAGUUAGUCAAGUCGUUGGUGGAUCGCUAUAAGAACAUGGGCAAACGCAUGACCAUGGAGGCGAACAAUCAAGGCAAACUUCGGUUUGUGCUUGAAUCCGAUACCCUCAAGGUCAUCACGCAUUUUGCCCAUUGUGCCCGACCCAAGUUCGACGAGUCUCUCAACCAAUCCCGGUUCCAAGCCCUCAAUGACGCAUCGCGCAGAGUUCCCCCGGAAAACGAAAACGCUAAUGAUGAGGACGAUAACGAUGACGACGACGACGACCAAGGGGAAGAUUUCGUGUCAGUUCGUGUAGAUCUCAAGAAACUAAGCCUGCUCCUCAAUGGCGAGCAAAUUGGACCACAUCGUGUGAUUUGCAACUUGGUGGAGGAACGAAUGCUCCACUUGUUCCUGAUCCACGACGACGUUUGUCUUCAAUACUUUGUGCCUGCUAUUCACGACUAGAUCAUAUUCGGCGAAUAAAACCCAUCUGUGAUAACUCUUUUUGUAGGAUCGACCAGCUUGUGACACGAUCUGAUUUUGUUCCUUUUCCAGCAA